Vicia villosa (hairy vetch) is the source of this 2020-nucleotide messenger RNA. Its product is annotated as cytochrome b561 domain-containing protein At2g30890-like. The record is from RefSeq and is a predicted model, not a curated record. NCBI's taxonomy places the organism in Eukaryota, Viridiplantae, Streptophyta, Magnoliopsida, Fabales, Fabaceae. Gene Ontology annotation, molecular function: transmembrane monodehydroascorbate reductase activity. The coding region runs from base 376 to 1086 and encodes 236 amino acids. The transcript is spliced from 4 exons.
GGUAAAUUUAAAAAGUAUUGUUUAACAUAUCUAAAAAACAAAUAUACUAUUUACUUUUGAAAUAUUGGUAUUUAGUCAGGACUAGGAAGGGUAAAGUAAAUUCUAUCAUGAGGUUACUCUUACAUCACAUUGAUCUCACUCAUUCUUCAACAUGUGACAACUCUUUUGUUGCUCUCUCACUCUGACAACAAAGAAAAGAGUGCUCACUUCUCAGUAUUCUCUCACACACUAAAAGAGAAUCAUAAGAACCUUUAACAGUGCUUUUAUGUGGCACCACUUUGAGCUCUUGAAAUGCUCUUCUUUUUCUUUCUUAAACCUCCACUACGAUUAAUUAGAGAUUGACUUGACCAAAGUUCAUAUUUUCAGCAAAAGAAAAUGGAAGAUUUAAUGAGAAUCCAGCAAAAAAAGUUCAUUUCUUUCCUCUUUCAAACAUGUCUUGUCUUGCUCUUAUUUCCCAUUGUUAAUUCUUCCCAAGAACAUCACAAAAUUAAAGACAACCACAUUAAGAUGAGUCCAAGACUUCAAUUUGAAAUUACAAUACAUGGAUUUCUUCUUUGGGCUUCAAUGGGAUUUUUGAUGCCUGUUGGUAUACUUGCAAUUAGACUAUCAAACAGAGAAGAAAAUCCAAGGUGGCUUAGAAUUUUAUUCUAUCUUCAUACAAUUUUGCAGAUGGUUGCUGUACUUGUUGCAACAGCAGGAGCAAUCAUGUCUAUAAAAAAUUUCAACAACCUCUUCAACAACAAUCAUCAAAGAUUAGGUGUUGCACUUUAUGGUAUUAUAUGGCUUCAAGUCCUACUUGGUAUCUUUAGACCACAAAGGGGAUCCAAAAGAAGAAGUGUGUGGUUUUUUGCACACUGGAUACUUGGAACUGCAGUCACAUUCUUGGGUGUUCUGAAUGUAUAUGUUGGUUUAGCAGCUUACCAUGAAAAAACAUCAAAAGGCAUAACAAUUUGGAAUUUACUCUUCACUAUUCAGAUAUCAUUGAUUGUAUUUUUCUAUCUUUUUCAAGAAAAAUGGUUCUACAUACAAAAACAAAGAGUGGUUUUGAAAAAUGAAGAAAAUGUUUCAAAGGAGAUGGUAUUGUAGGUUGGAACUUGUUAAGGAACAUGAAAAAUAUGCUUUCCUAUAGUCGAUCCGAAUUUCUACAUGAUAUAGAGAAGUGUUUUGAAACAUAAUACAAAGUACUAGUGGAUGUGAAGUUUGCAUUCAAGUGAAAUAUUUGGUGACUUGAAUGUCUUUUUUCUUAUGCAGAUGCAAAUUCAAGACGAAGAUUUUUUGAUUGUCAUGAUUUUGUGAAAUUGAAAGAUUCAAUUACACAAAAAAAAUUAUUGUGAAAUCUGAUAAUAUCAACCAAAUUAAAAAUAUUGGUGUGAGACAACAAAAUGGUACUCUCUCCGUACUUUUUUAAGUGUCGUUUUGCAUAAAGCUCUUCAACCAAAAUAAUGGAUUGUUAGAGUUAUUUUCCUAUUCUACCCUUAUUUAUUUUCUCUUUUCAAAUAAAUUCAAUCAUAUUCUCUCUAUUUUUUUAAUAACUAAUUGAAAAAAUAAAUAAUUUUAUGGAAAAUAUAAAGUGGAGUUAUUGAGAAUGUAAGGAUGUAAUUGACAAGUUAUAAUAUUAAACUGUAAAACGACACUUAAAUAGAAAAAAACCCUUCUAAAACGACACUUAAAAAUGAACGAAGGGAGUAACAACUAACAUAAAUUACUUGAAAAAAUGAGUUAUUCUGUCAACACAAUGUAGGUAAAUCCACAUAAGCAAGAAAGAAGAAAAAAAUAAAGUGACGAGUACACAAUUUUUUUUAUCCAAUUUGAUCAAAUCAACAUACUCUUUGGGAGAGAACAUUUUUCCAAUUUAUUAUACAUUUCAAAAAAAUGUUGCUUUUGCGAUGGAUUUUUGCUAAGGGUAAAACCUCUGACUAAGAAAAUGAUGUAGCAAGGGGUUAAACCCCUGACAAUGCAAAAAAAAAAAACUAUUUCCCUAGGAGUAACACCUCGCAAAAAUUAGAAUUUUAAUUGUGUU